GACAGGCGGAGAACCACCCACACAUUCCCCCCAGUUUCAGCUUCUCCGGGCCAUACCAUAUUUUAUCCCGACAACCUCAGCCUCAAAAUUGCAUCCUUAUUUCCUUUCUUUCUUCAUUUCCCUCUUCCACCUACACGCUCACGCUUCGCUUCUAUAUUUGGGUUGUCACUCUGCAGUACCCUGAACAUGUUCUACCUCUAAUUGACAAAGUUUCAAUCUGUGAAGUCGAGGUAUCACAACCUUGUUAUUUUAUCAAGGGCAGUAAUAUAUUGCUCUUAUUUUUUUGUUUUGUUUUCUGAGGUUUUUCGUUUUUGGGGAGGUUGAAUCCUUUUAGUGGGUAUUUCUUCCAAUUCACUGAAAAUCAUACAGGGUUUAGGAUGAGGAAUUGCUAGGGGCGAGAAUUUUUAGAGCCUAUUCCAUUGUUGUUGGGACUUCAAUGCUUAUAAUGGUGGGCAACGCUCAAGGAGCAAUGGCUUCUCUUUCUUCCCCUGUCAGUUUGGGAGGUCUAGUUGGAGUGAGUUCCUCUGGAAGGACCCACUCUACUGGAAGGAGAGUUUCUCUUUCUGGAGGGAGCUUUAAGUGUAGAAGGACAUGGCAUUGUGUCUCCUUGUCCCUUUGUAGAUAUUCAGCGACUACGACGGAUUUCAUACCUGACCAAAGCAAUGCAGUGUCCCUUGACUCUAACAGUGACAGAGGAAGUACAGGUACUGGAGAUAAUAAUGCUGGUUUUGUCCUUAAGCCACCUCCAAAGCCUGUAUUGAAGUCUUCAGAGACCAAGGGUAACUCCAUUUUAGGUGCACACUCUGAAGGGUGGGAUCCCUCCAAAGCUAAGGAAUUUGGUAAUGAAAAGUUAGAUGAUGUAGAAGAGAGAAAUAAGGUGAUUGAGUCACUUGGAGAGGUGUUGGAGAAGGCUGAAAAGCUGGAGAGUUCAAAGUUGGAUGGCAAAAGAAAUAAUGGACCGGUAAGCAAACCAGCAAUAUCUAAUACAACCACCAAUCCUAAGACUGAUAAACUGGCAAACUCAACAACAAACCAGCAGUCUAGAACUGUGAAGAGUGUAUGGCGUAAAGGGGACACAGUUGCUAAUGUGCAGAAGGUUGCCAAGGAAGCACCCAAGCCUAAAACUAAGAAUGGAGGAGGGAAAUCUCAAACAGGGGGAGGAGGAAAGGUGACAUUUCAGUCGCCUACUCCUCCACGAGCUCCUCAGCCACCAUCAAAUCCUCAGCCUUUGUUACAGGCUAAACCAUCUGUAGCUCCCCCGCCCAUCAAGAAACCUGUUUUGAGGGACAAUGGAGCUGCUGGCACACCUGUUAAAGAUAAAGAGAGGAAGCCAAUUUUGAUUGACAAGUUUGCUAUCAAGAAACCAGUAGUUGAUCCUCUCAUUGCUCAAGCUGUUCUAGCUCCUAAAAAACCAGGAAAGGGCCCUCCUUCUGGAAAGUUUAAAGAUGAUUACCGAAAGAAAAGUGCUCCAACUGGGGGAGGACCAAGGAGAAGAGUAUUAGAUGAUGAUGUCGUUGAGAUUCCUGAUGAAGAUACAUCAGAACUUGAUGUCUCUAUUCCUGGUGCUGCAACGGCAAGAAAAGGCAGGAAAUGGAGUAAAGCAAGUCGAAAGGCAGCAAGACUUCAGGCUGCCAAGGAGGCAGCUCCUGUCAAAGUAGAAAUUCUAGAGGUUAGUGAUAAAGGUAUGCUGAUAGAGGAGUUAGCCUACAACUUGGCAAUCAGUGAUGGUGAAAUCCUGGGUUAUCUAUACUCCAAGGGGAUUAAACCAGAUGGGGUACAAACUCUGGACAAAGACAUGGUGAAGAUGAUUUGUAAAGAGCAAGGUGUGGAAGUAAUAGAUGCUGAUCCUAUCAAAGUUGAAGGAUUGGUGAAGAAAAGGGAAAUUCUAGAUGGAGAUGAUCUUGGCAAACUCAAAGAUAGGCCUCCUGUCAUUACUAUAAUGGGUCAUGUGGAUCAUGGCAAGACAACUCUUUUGGACCAUAUUCGGAAGAGCAAGUUAGUUGCUUCAGAAGCCGGUGGGAUUACACAAGGGAUUGGGGCAUAUAAAGUUCAAGUUCCUGUUGAUGGCAAAUUGCUGCCUUGUGUUUUCCUUGACACGCCUGGGCAUGAGGCAUUUGGGGCAAUGAGAGCUCGAGGAGCAAGUGUAACAGAUAUUGCUAUUAUAGUUGUUGCUGCUGAUGAUGGAAUUCGUCCUCAAACAAAUGAAGCCAUUGCUCAUGCCAAAGCAGCUGGAGUACCCAUAAUUAUUGCUAUAAACAAGAUAGAUAAAGAUGGUGCAAAUCCAGACCGAGUUAUGCAAGAGCUGUCUUCAAUUGGUCUAAUGCCUGAAGACUGGGGUGGCGACAUCCCAAUGGUUCAGAUAAGUGCUCUUAAAGGGGAGAAUGUAGAUGAUCUUUUGGAAACUGUGAUGCUUGUUGCUGAGUUGCAAGAGCUGAAAGCAAAUCCUGAUAGAAGUGCAAAGGGCACAGUCAUUGAGGCUGGUCUGGAUAAAUCAAAGGGACCAUUUGCUACUUUUAUCGUGCAGAAUGGCACCCUUAAAAGGGGAGAUGUAGUAGUGUGCGGAGAAGCUUUUGGAAAGGUGCGGGCUUUAUUUGAUGAUGGUGGAAAACGUGUUGAUUCAGCUACACCAUCUAUACCUGUACAGAUUAUUGGCUUGAAUAACGUUCCGAUUGCUGGUGAUGAAUUUGAGAUUGUUGACUCCCUUGAUGCUGCCCGUGAAAAGGCAGAGUCCCGUGCUGCAUCAUUAAGAAACGAGCGUAUUUCAGCUAAGGCAGGGGAUGGCAAGGUCACCCUUUCUUCUUUAGCUUCUGCAGUUUCAGCAGGAAAGCUUUCCGGAUUAGACUUACACCAGCUAAACAUUAUCCUGAAGGUUGAUCUUCAGGGAUCCAUUGAAGCAAUCAGACAAGCCCUGCGGGUGCUACCACAAGAUAAUGUGACAUUGAAGUUUUUGUUGGAAGCAACAGGUGAUGUUAGCACCAGUGAUGUUGACCUUGCAGUUGCAAGCAAAGCUAUUAUUUUGGGAUUUAAUAUCAGAGUACCAGGUUCUGUAAAAAGCUAUGGAAAUAAGCUUGUUGAGAUUAGAUCAUAUAAAGUUAUAUAUGACCUAAUUGAUGACGUGAGGAGUGCGAUGGAGGGAUUACUGGAGCCUGUCGAGGAACAAGUAAUGAUUGGCUUAGCUGAAGUAAGGGCCACGUUCAGCAGUGGUAGUGGUCGUGUUGCUGGAUGCAUGGUUACAGAGGGAAAAGUAUUAAAAGACUGUGGCAUUCGGGUCAUUCGUAAGGGAAAGGUUGUUCACAUAGGUGUUGUUGAUUCUUUGAGACGAGUAAAGGAGACUGUGAAAGAGGUAAAUGCUGGUCUAGAGUGUGGGAUUGGUUUAGAAGAUUACGAUGACUGGGAAGAUGGAGAUAUUGUCGAGGCGUUCAACACCGUUCAGAAGAAGCGGACCCUUGAAGAGGCUUCAGCUUCAAUGGCGGCUGCAGUGGAAGAAGUAGGAGUAGAGUUGUAGAAUCACAUGCUUCCAUAAGAUUGGCUCAUAUGUUUUGGACGGAGUGGGUUUGGCGUUCUAUUGAAAACCAUUGUUCUGUGUUUGUAAUGGUGCUUGACAUCGGUGAGUGAAGAGGUACCCAAGUCCCACGUCAACAUAUUUAUAUUCAAGGCGGGCUGCUGAAGAUCUGAGUUCGUAGAAUCAUAGUCAUUCCCAUUGUUGCAUACAAUAACAGUGUAUAUAACAGCGUACAUUAGAUUCAGUUUCUUGUAAAGAGGGAACUUAUCUUCAAGUCACAAGCUCACCAGCUUGGACUUCUUAUGUACUUGUAAGUUGUAACAACCACAUGCGUUGAGAAAGAAAAAUUAUCCAAUUUUUGAGUAA
This is a messenger RNA of Prosopis cineraria, 3868 nucleotides long. RefSeq names its product translation initiation factor IF-2, chloroplastic. Lineage: Eukaryota; Viridiplantae; Streptophyta; Magnoliopsida; Fabales; Fabaceae. The record is from RefSeq and is a predicted model, not a curated record. Gene Ontology annotation, biological process: translational initiation. Gene Ontology annotation, molecular function: GTP binding; translation initiation factor activity; GTPase activity.